Molecule: messenger RNA, 1705 nt
Organism: Morone saxatilis (striped sea-bass)
Lineage: Eukaryota; Metazoa; Chordata; Actinopteri; Moronidae
Gene: cdx1b
Product: caudal type homeobox 1 b
Exons: 3
Coding region: 115-966 (283 amino acids)
Biological process (GO): cell differentiation; regulation of transcription by RNA polymerase II; animal organ morphogenesis
Cellular component (GO): nucleus
Molecular function (GO): DNA-binding transcription factor activity, RNA polymerase II-specific; RNA polymerase II transcription regulatory region sequence-specific DNA binding
Source: RefSeq, a predicted model, not a curated record
CACACACACUGCAGCUCGCUUUACCUGCACACAGGUGAGACAGAGAGGCGCGAGAGGAGAGCGAGAGACAGGCUGGAUCCGCAGUAUGCUGAGGGAGUCCCCUCACCUGGAAAGAUGUACGUGAGUUACCUGCAGCUGGAUAAGGACCCGACCAUGUACCCGCACCAGAACCCGGUGACCCGCCACCCGGGCCUCAGCCUCAGCCCGCAGAACUUCGCGGUCCCCGCCCCGCCGCAGUACUCGGACUUCGGCUACCACCACCACCACCACGGCAUCAACAACGAGCUGCAGCAGGCGGGUCCGGGUCCGGGCGGCUGGAGCUCGGCCUACCCGCCUCCUCCUCCCCCCACCCGGGACGAGUGGUCCUCUCACCAUUACGCCGCCGCAGCCGCUGCCGCCGCAGCCGGGGGGCCUCCCGCGGGGUCCACGGUACCCGGCGGAGUGGGGCCCACGCUGGGGUUCAGCCCCCAGGAGUUCUCCGGGCAGCUGCCCGCGUCCCUAAACGUGUCGGCGGGGCAGCUGUCCCCCGGAUCCCCGCAGAGGAGGAACCCGUACGACUGGAUCCGACGCAGCUCCGCACCGCCCACCAACCCCAACGGAAAGACGCGGACUAAAGAUAAGUACCGGGUGGUUUACACCGACCACCAGCGGCUGGAGCUUGAGAAAGAGUUUCACUACAGCAAAUACAUCACCAUCAGGAGGAAGGCGGAGCUCGCCACAGCGCUCGGCCUGUCAGAGAGACAGGUGAAGAUCUGGUUCCAGAACCGCCGGGCCAAGGAGCGCAAGAUCAACAAGAAGAAGCUCCAGCAGCCGGCCUCCUCCACGACCACGCCCACGCCUCCCACCGGCACCAACGGCGGCGGCCUCCACGGAAAUGGCGGGAGCAGCAUGGUGACGAGCAGCAGCGGCAGCAACGGGCUGGUGUCCCCUUCUUCUCUGGCUUUGAACAUCAAAGAAGAGUACUGAGGAGGAGGAGGAGGAUACAGAUGUUUUAUUGGAUUGAUGUCGGGGACGUGGACUGAAAAUUCUCCCCGAACGAACUGAAAAACUUUUAUGCGCCAUAUCCUGCCAUCUUUUCUGUCCGCCCUCUUAAAGCUAAAGCUCGUUAAAAACGUGGGCGACGUCCUCAGCAGCUUCCUGUCCCAUCAGACUGUCGCAGAUGAUUCCUGUUUGCUGGGACGUCGUCAGGUGAAAUCAAGCUGCUAUAAAACAGGAAGUCUCUCAGGAGCUCUCAGGUGAAACUUUAAUUCAGCUCUUCACCACCGCUGGAUCCAUCACGUGUCUUCAAAACUCCCAGAACUUUAUUUUAAAUCCUUGUGGAGAUCCUAAAGAUACCAAACAUAAUGCACAAGACAAGUUGAAUAUUUCCAUUUGAUGGAAACAAACAGGUCUUGGGUUUGUUUUCACUCCUUUAGCUUCAAUGAAGAGCUUCAGCGUAUAGAAUAUAUAUGAAACUGUCAGACAGUUUGUUUUUUAACUCUAAAGCUACUUAAAAAAAAAGAUUUUCAGGGUAAAUCCAGAUGUUUGUUUUUAGCUUGUUGAUGAUGCAUUUAAAAAAAAAAAAGUAUCCUGCUUCAUUAAGAAAUGUUUUCUCGACCUUUAUACCAUCAUGGUCUGGUAUGAAUACUGGAUUCUGAUUGGCUGCUGGGUGUCCAUUAAUUCCUGAUGUAGGACGCCUAAUGAGUAGUUCCAGUGAAACUGUCUG